Messenger RNA from Colletotrichum lupini, 162 nucleotides. RefSeq lists its product as uncharacterized. NCBI's taxonomy places the organism in Eukaryota, Fungi, Ascomycota, Sordariomycetes, Glomerellales, Glomerellaceae. The transcript has a single exon. The record is from RefSeq and is a predicted model, not a curated record. Bases 1 to 162 code for a protein of 53 amino acids.
AUGUGCGGACAGGGCGACGGAGAAUACACGGGUUUCACAGGUUUCACAGGUGUCUUUGGUAUGGUACAGACCGGGACAGGUCGGUUCUCGGGGAAUCAGGUAACGGGGAUACAACAUUCUGGUGGGCUGCACAUAGCAUUAUACCCUUCGCUUUGCUUUUGA